AGAAGCGUGUGCAGACGUGUGCGUGGUUGUAUGCGCGGGAGGUGGUAUUAAGAGGCUCGUUUGCUCUGGCGUUGCGUUUGUAAAGCCUUCACAGCCGAAGCCUUUAGCUUGAUGAUGUCGUCUACCGCGUAUGCCGCGUCGCUCGCGUUUGCUCUACUUGGGUGGGCACUUGGUCUAGGUAGUAAUUGUCCUGGGUCGUUCUUGCUUGUCGUCGGCGAAAAGUACGGGCGGGUCGGAGGUUGCACGACGGCGGUAGUCAGUCGUCCGGCGGUGGACGAAUUACAGAAGGGCAGACGGGCUGCUCUUGCCAGCGCAACUCGCCUUGACUCUGUCACUACAAACGGCUGCUUGGCUGCCCCGAAAGGAAGCCUGGAUUCUGCCGCCGCCGCCGCCAUACGAUGCAAAGGCCGCCCUUCCGCCCGCCUCCAGUGCUGUCAUCUUGAUGGACAACUAACCACUCUUUCAACUCAACCGCGCCCGAAAUGUUUCGGCCUACUGCAAGUGCCCCUGGCUCUGCAUACAAACCCUACACUUGCAACAAGCAUUUCUUCCUUCAUCUCAAGCAUCUGGCUUCCACUCCGUCUGUUCCAACGUCCGUGUUUCACUUGCUUGCCCAACUCUAUCCUGUUUGCUCCAUCCCCGUCUCGAGUAACCCUGGAUGGACCCCUAGGGCUUGUGUCACUCCAACGUCCUCCCGCUUGUGCUUUGCUCGCUUCUUGAUCUUCUUUCUCGUUUUUGAUUCAUCUCAUGCUUGAACAGCACCCCUUUGUGUUCUGAGGGCCUCGACGAAACAUUGUUUGCUCCAAGCUAAACAAUUACAUCUCGACUUUCAUGACUCGAGGUUAAAGCGUUUUAACGUUUCUAUAGUGCCUGCGGCAAGCCACUAGUUCUGUGCUCCAACCUGUUGCUCACUGAAAGAGAAUCCUCGCUUCGGUCCGCUGUCGGGCUUCCUUCCCCAAUCUCAACUUUGGUCUGUCGUCGAAGCAAACUCAUGAAUGUAAUCAAAGCAUUUCUAAUAUGACACG
Messenger RNA from Aureobasidium subglaciale EXF-2481, 1025 nucleotides. RefSeq lists its product as uncharacterized. NCBI's taxonomy places the organism in Eukaryota, Fungi, Ascomycota, Dothideomycetes, Dothideales, Saccotheciaceae. The record is from RefSeq and is a predicted model, not a curated record. The transcript has a single exon. Bases 112 to 720 code for a protein of 202 amino acids.